GCCCGGUCCCCGGUGGGAGGGGGCGAGCGAGCGCGCAGGCAGGCGGCUGCCAGCAGCUCAUCCCAGCUCGCUCGCUGGCGGCGCCUGCUCGCAGAAGCUCCCGGAUCCAGACACGCGCAAGGCGCUGUCCUUUCAGCACCACGAGCCCGGCCGAGGAGGGAGGACUCUUGGCCAGGCUCCUGCUCUCCAAAUUGGCUUGAAUCUGCUCUGACCCCCAAGAGUGCAGCACAGUCCGGGAAGAAAGGCACAAGGAUGGUGAAGCUGAACAGCACCCCGGGCGAGAAAGGCGCCAAGCCGCCCUCGGUGGAGGAUGGCUUCCAGACCGUCCCUCUCAUCACCCCCCUGGAGGUGAAUCACCUGCAGCUGCCUGCUCCGGAAAAGGUGAUUGUGAAGACAAGAACGGAGUAUCAGCCCGAACAGAAGAACAAAGGGAAGUUCCGGGUGCCGAAGAUCGCCGAGUUUACGGUCACCAUCCUGGUCAGCCUGGCCCUCGCAUUCCUCGCCUGCAUCGUGUUCCUGGUGGUUUACAAAGCCUUCACCUACGACCACAGCUGCCCGGAGGGGUUUGUCUACAAGCACAAGCGCUGCAUCCCGGCCUCCCUGGACGCCUACUACUCGGCGCAGGAGCCCAGCUCCCGGAGCCGCUUCUACACGGUCAUCAGCCACUACAGCGUGGCCAAGUAUGUGCUCCUUGGCCGCUCACCCCGCCCCCCAUCCCGCUUCUGUGAGACCCUGAGCCGUCUGUCCGUCCGUCUGUCCGUCUGUGGAGGCUGCGACUCAUCCUCAGACAUCAAGUUGCAGAGUCACCAGCUCUGGCUCGCCCCCAGCCGGCCUCGGGGUCCAGGGCUCGCGCUGACAGCGACACCGGUGCCCGCGCUGCGUGCCUUGGUUAAGCGCUGUGUGUUCAGAUACCUCCGUGGCAGGCGUCUGGGGGCGGCCAGGCCUGACCGGGAGGAGCGGGAGGCUGACUCCAAGCUCAUGGCUGCGCCAGGGCUGUGA
This is a messenger RNA of Myotis brandtii (Brandt's bat), 999 nucleotides long. It is a transcript of the gene NSG2, whose product is annotated as neuron-specific protein family member 2. Gene Ontology annotation, molecular function: clathrin light chain binding. Gene Ontology annotation, biological process: G protein-coupled dopamine receptor signaling pathway; clathrin coat assembly; endosomal transport. NCBI's taxonomy places the organism in Eukaryota, Metazoa, Chordata, Mammalia, Chiroptera, Vespertilionidae. The record is from RefSeq and is a predicted model, not a curated record. Bases 253 to 999 code for a protein of 248 amino acids. The transcript has 8 exons. Gene Ontology annotation, cellular component: membrane; endosome.